Diaporthe citri is the source of this 2628-nucleotide messenger RNA. RefSeq lists its product as uncharacterized. The transcript is spliced from 6 exons. The record is from RefSeq and is a predicted model, not a curated record. Lineage: Eukaryota; Fungi; Ascomycota; Sordariomycetes; Diaporthales; Diaporthaceae. Bases 1 to 2628 code for a protein of 875 amino acids.
AUGCCUGAGACCUUCCGCCGCUACGAGGAGCGUGACGUCUACUACGAUGAUGAACCGCCAAGAGGCCCUCCCAUGCGGAGACCGCCUCCUCCCCGCGACGAAGAGGUCUACUACGAGCGCAGGGAGGAGAGACGGUCGCGCACCCCUCCUCCUCCCAUGGCCCGGCGCAGCGAUGUUCAGGUUGCCGUCCGGGAAGAGGUAGAACGCGAGUCUAGGGUGCCCCAUUUCAUGCGCGAUGAGUCCCGUCGACCACCUGAGGCAGGGCCCUUGGUCCUGCGCCAGCGUGACGUCGAGACGGUUGAGCGAGCUAGGCCGCGGCCAAGGUCUCCUUCACCCGUCGUGAGAGAGCGCAUUGUCACCAAGACAAGGGCGAGGAGCGUCAGCCCUGGACCCCCACCGCCGCCGCCCCCGCCGCCAGAGAUCCGUGAAAGGGAAGAGAUCCGCACGCGGGUUGUCGAUCACUCCCGGGAGCGGGUACGGAGCCCGAGCCGGGGGCCGGCCAUGGACCGAGUGCGUCUCGGCACACGGAUCAUCGAGCGGCCUGACCGUUCACCCAGCCCGCCUCCGGUCAUGGAACGCACCCGCACGCGAGUUAUUGAGAGGGAAAGGUCGCCAUCUCCGAGGCCCCUCCCGCCACCUGAGAUCGAGAGGAGUAGGCUCAGGAUUAUCGAGCGGGAACGUGAGCGGGCUCCCACGCCGAGUCCAAGCCCCUCGCCUCCUCCGCCUGAGCCGCAAGUCAUCAGGGGCCCAACUAUCGAGAGAGAAGUCAUUACCCAUUAUCGAGACAUUGAUCACGGCUUGGUUGUGGCACGACCGCCGUCUCCUCCACCGCCACCCCGCCGAGUUGAAAAGCGAGAAACAGACAUCGACAUCUACCACGGUCGCAAUGAGACCGAGAUUGACAUCACCAAAACGCGGUCUCAAUCACGCUCACGAGCACGGUCGGUGUCCCGGGAACGGCCCAGGGUCUCGUACGACCCUCCUCCAGCCCGCGAUCACUCAUACUACCACGAAGACGAUAUCAUGAUCUCCAGUGGACGUGACAAACUGAAGGUCGACAUUGAGCAUGAGCACCGGAGCUCGUCGGCUCGGCCUCGCUCACAUUCCGCUGCGCCGGGCUAUGAUGAUGAGGCCGACAUGAUCAGGGGCAGGAUUGAUUCACGCGGUCGCAUGGGCGAGGCCUGGGGCGGAGCCACCAAAGACUGGGUGGUUGUCGAUGUUCCACCUGGCACCGAAAGAGUGCGCAUGGAUGGCGUUGGUGGUGGUGCUGCUGAGCUGACCUGGCAGCGGUACAAUGGUGCUCGCCGGUCAAAGUUCAUCCCUGAGCGAGCCAGUGAAAGUGCACUGGUGCCCUUGUCGCCCCCUACUUCUUCGUCCACGACGGUCAUCUCCGACCGUGAGGCGUAUGCUCCUCCUCGCGGUGACAGGGAGCGUGAUCGAUUGAGCGUUCAGAUCUAUGACAAGGAACGCGAACGCGAACGAGACGUAGAGGUCGAGAAAGUUACUGAUAGGCGUAUCAGCCUGCGGCCUACACCCCCGCCGCCUGCACCCAUGCCGAAGAGUAGGGACAUGUGGACCGAGGUCACCAAGGAUCUUGUUGUCAGAGAAGCCAUUGAUGAGCUCGGUUAUGACUAUGAGGAGACCGAGCAAUUCUUCUACGUGAUGCAAUAUCUGAAAUAUGAGGACGUCCUUGAACUGGUCGAGAUAUCGGACCGCAUACGAGCCCGGAGAAAGGACCGUAUUCGAGAGAUCCAGUAUGAGCGCGAAGUCCGCGACGAUUGGGAGCGCGACCGCCGUCAUCACCGCCACCGUCCCAGGUGGGAUGAUGAGCGGGAGAGGGUCGUCGAGCGAGAGGUCGUGUACGACACUGGCCGCCCACGGAGAUUCUACCGACAGAACACGCUCCUCCCCAUCGUCCGAUUGGCCAAAAGCGUCGAAGACAAAGACCCGGCCGACUUGAUAUACCAGCGCCUGCACCAGUGGCAGACCCGGAAGCUAGACGAAUACAGGUUUGUCCAGCUCUCGGCAAGCCUGCUCGCGGCGGCGGUGAUAGGCUCCUUCUCGUGGCCGAUCCCAGACACCAUCCACUGGCUCGGCCCGGCGUCGUGGUAUGCCUCACUCAUCAUGUCCUUCUGCGCGGUCCUCCUGUCGUCCUCCGAGCACUUCCUGUACGCCGCCUCCAGGGACACCACGCAGCACCCGGACCUCAGGAGGCGGCUGAACAUGGUCGUGAGGAUCAAAGGCGGCGCGCCGGGUGACCUGCUCAUCUCCACGGCCCCUCCUCCUCCCGACCCCGCCGUCCAGCCUCAGGCUGCGGCGCAGGGCACCACCACUGGGCCCGCGGGAGGGCAGAACACUGUCACCCCCGCGACGCCGCCUGUCUGGGCCGAGGUGCGGUGGAAUAUGGUGUUUACAUGGCAGGCGCCUAUGAUGCUGCUGUCGUACUCCCUGAUCGCCUUCGUCAUGGGCUUGACGAUGUGUAUUCUCACGCCGCUUUAUGACGGCCGGGAAUACGACGACGCCUGCAAGAUCGCGAUACUCUACAUCGUCUUCUCAAUCUUUGCUGGCGUUACCUUUGUGUGGUGCUCUUUCUGGGAGUAUAUGUUUAUCGAUCUUGGUGACAUCUAA